ACUGCAGACAAGCUAAAUUAACUACAAAUCCCAUCAUCCUUUAAAAACAAACUGCAAAAAUGGCUGCUUCUCGUGUAGCAGCAAAUGAACUGUUUCUUAACAUAAAACUAAUGCCGAAACGUUAUCCUAAAGCUUUGUUUUUAUUCCGACAAAUCAGUACUUCAAGACCACACUGUGACAAACAACCCGAACCGAGAACGAAGAGUGCCCCCCAGCAGCUGGUUGGAGUGGUCGGCCUGGAAAUUCACGCUCAGAUUAACUCCAACACCAAACUGUUCUCUGGCUCUCCUGUUCGCUUCUCAGCUCCUCCCAACUCUCUGGUGUCAUUUUUUGAUGCGUCUUUACCUGGCACAUUCCCUGUGCUGAACAGGCGAUGCGUUGAAGCUGCAGUGAUGACUGGAUUGGCUCUCAACUGCACCAUAAAUAAGAGGUCGUAUUUUGACAGGAAACACUAUUUCUACGCUGACCUUCCGGCCGGAUACCAGAUCACUCAGCAGCGAAGGCCAAUUGCAGUAGACGGCGUGUUGACGUACAGCUACUUCGGCGGGAGGAAGAGGAGCCAGAUGAUCAGAAAAAGCGUACAGAUCAAACAGAUCCAGCUGGAGCAGGACAGCGGCAAGAGUCUGCACGACGACGCCCGCGGCCAGACGCUCAUAGAUCUCAACAGAGCAGGUGUGGGUCUAAUGGAGCUGGUAAUGGAGCCAGACAUGAAGAGCGGAGAGGAGGCCGCUGCAGCUGUCAGGGAGCUUCAGCUCAUCCUGCAGGCCCUGGGCACCUGUCAAGGCAACAUGUCGGAGGGCCAGCUGAGAGUGGACGCCAACGUGUCUGUGCACAGACCAGGAGAGCCGCUGGGCACCAGGACCGAGGUGAAGAACAUCAACAGCAUCCGGUACCUGUCCAGGGCGAUCGACUACGAGAUCCAGAGACAGAUUGAUGCCGUGCAGAGCGGACGGACGGUGCAGAACGAGACGCGGGCGUAUGAUUCCAAAUCAGGUGAAACGGUUCCAAUGAGGGAGAAAGAAGGCCUUCAGGAUUACAGGUUUAUGCCUGAGCCAAACCUCCCCCCCCUGAUUGUGUACGAGGAUAACGCAUCGCUGCCCACCGGCAUUGAUCCGAGCCAGGCGGUGGUGGUGCAGAAGAUAAAGGACAGGCUGCCAGAGUUACCCGGCGUCAAAAGAGACAGGCUGGUGCAGACGUACGGCAUCCUGCCAGAGCACAGCUUCACUCUGGUGAACGAGGACGGGCUGAUGGAGUACUUUGAGACGCUGAUGAAAACAACCCAGAGGGAGCCCAGGAAGGUGAUUGGCUGGGUGACAAACGAGUUGUUAGGUCACCUUAAGCAGCGAGACAUGAGUGUGAGCCAGAGCCCGAUUUCUCCUGCACAUUUGGCUGAGCUGCUGAAGCUGCAGGAAACAGGACGCAUCUCCUCCUCAGCUGCUAAGCAGGUGUUUCAGGAGAUGUGGAGGUCUGGAGGAAAGACGGCCUCGCAGAUCGUCCAGGAGCAGGAGCUGGGGCUUGUCCACGACGUUGCGCAGGUCCACAGCAUUUGUCAGAAGGUGGUGGAUUCACAUCCGGAUGAGGUUUACGCCGUCAGAAACGGAAACAAGAAAGUGCUCAACAAGUUGAUCGGUCUGGUCCAGAAGGAGACUAAAGGAAGAGCCGACCCGGUUCUGGUGAAGGAAAUCCUGCUGCAGAUGACCCAAUGAGGACCUUCUGGGACCUCUACCAACCAUUUGAACCUUUUGAUUCAAAUACUGUGUAAAUUAUUAUAAUCUUAAAUUAUUAUGGGAUCUAUCGGUUUGAAAGGAAAUAAAUGCUUUUUGAAUAUAACAACUA
Molecule: messenger RNA, 1836 nt
Organism: Oryzias melastigma (Indian medaka)
Lineage: Eukaryota; Metazoa; Chordata; Actinopteri; Beloniformes; Adrianichthyidae
Gene: gatb
Product: glutamyl-tRNA(Gln) amidotransferase, subunit B
Exons: 13
Coding region: 60-1706 (548 amino acids)
Biological process (GO): mitochondrial translation; glutaminyl-tRNAGln biosynthesis via transamidation
Molecular function (GO): glutaminyl-tRNA synthase (glutamine-hydrolyzing) activity
Source: RefSeq, a predicted model, not a curated record